AUGAAUAUCGCACGGCCUAACGGAACCGAGGUCACCUCCGUGGCUUUCUCUUUUUACGAUGCGGAGGAGAUCAAGCAGAUCUCGGUGAAGCAGGUUGUCAAUCCCGUUCUCUUUGACAACUUGAACCACCCCACAAAAGGAGGUCUCUAUGACCCAGCCCUUGGUCCUUUCUCAAAACACCAUGUCUGCGCUACGUGCUCCCUGGAUCACUUCUCCUGCCCAGGACAUUUCGGACACAUCGAGCUACCAUGUCCCGUAUACAACCCCAUGUUCUUCCCACAGAUGUACCAGGUGCUUCGUUCAUCUUGUUUAUUCUGUCAUCACUUCAGGAUGUCCAAGAGCGAGACCCACCGAUUCAUUGCCAAGCUCCAGUUGUUGAACCACGGACGCUUCUUGGAAUCAAAAGACGUCGAUGGCAUCUCUGUCGUGGGUAAAAAGAACAGACACACAAGCAGCGAUAUGGAAGUGGAUGGCGAAGAGGAAGAAGUGCUUGGAGAGGACGAAUACAUCGCUAGACUGGAUGCUUAUGUUCAACAGUGUCUGAGAAAGACCAUUCACGGAGACGAGGACUAUAAGACAACUGUCGUUAGUGAUGAGCGCAGGCGUGUUAUCGCUGAAUUUUACCGCCGCGCUACCGCCAAGAAAAAGUGCGAGAACUGCGCAAGUUUCUCACCUUCCUUCCGCAAAGACGGAUUCGCAAAGAUUUUCGAGAAGCCCUUGACCAAGAAGCAGCAGCUUUAUAACACAGCCCAGGGACGCACUCAGACCAACGUCCUCGUCGCACCCCUCAAGAAGGCAUCUGGAAGCAGCGACUCUGAAUCUGCGUCUUCCGAACACACCGAGGACGAGGAUGAAGAUGACGAGGACGACGCCGACAUGUCUUCCGAAUCGGAUGCGGGCACCAAGAAGAAGCAGACAAAGAAGACCAAGGCUACCAAGACGAAAAAGUCGAGAAACAUUGUUGACAGCGACGAUGAGGAUGCGAUGGAACUUAAGGACAACAACAAAUAUCUCACUCCCCUCCAUAUCCGCAACACCCUUCGUCGCCUUUUCGAUAUUGAGCAGCAGAUGUGCGCUCUUUUGUAUGGAGCCAACGGUCCCAGGAUGCAGAAGAAGCAUUCCAAGGCCGUCGUGGCAGACAUCUUCUUUCUUGAAAUUCUUCCCGUGGCCCCCACUCGCUUCCGCCCUGCUUCAGUCAUGGGAGACAAACUGUUUGAGAACCCCCAGAACGAGCAUUUGGGCAAGAUCCUCAACACAUGCGAGCGCAUCCGCGAUUUGACUUCCACCAACAAGGCUGACGAGGCUAUUCUCAAGAAUCAAAAGCAGAACUCCUUCAAGUACUUGAUCGACGCGUGGAUCCAGCUGCAGCACGAUGUCAACUCACUCAUCGACUCGACCAAGAACCCCGUCGUCAUGCGUGGAGGCAAGCUGCCCCCUGCUGGUAUCCGACAAGGAUUGGAGAAGAAGGAGGGUCUUUUCCGUAAGCAUAUGAUGGGUAAGCGCGUCAAUUACGCUGCCCGUUCCGUUAUUUCGCCCGACGUCAACAUUGAGACCAAUGAGAUCGGUAUUCCACCCGUCUUUGCCACAAAGCUCACCUACCCUGAGCCUGUCACACAUUACAACGUUAAGGAGAUGAGGCGUGCCGUCAUCAAUGGUCCCUCCAAGUGGCCCGGCGCAGCCUACGUACAGCACGAGGAUGGCGCCUUGUCCUCGCUUGCCAACUUAUCGCUGGAAUCCAGAAUCGCCCUCGCCAACCAGCUUCUGACUCCCCAGGACUCUCACAGCGGCGUUUCGACCAUUUCGCCUUACCCUACCCGUACGCAACCUACGAACAAGAAGGUCUACCGCCACCUGCGCAACGGCGAUCUUUUGCUGCUCAACCGUCAGCCAACUCUUCACAAGCCCUCGAUCAUGGCUCACAAGGCCCGUAUCUUGCCCGGAGAGCGUACAAUUCGUAUGCACUAUGCUAACUGCAACACCUACAACGCCGAUUUCGAUGGUGACGAGAUGAACGUCCAUUUUCCCCAGAACGAGAUCGCAAGAGCCGAGGCGAAACUGAUUGCCAACACAGACUCGCAGUAUUUGGUUCCUACCUCCGGUGCACCUCUCCGUGGUUUGAUUCAAGAUCACGUUGUUGCCGGUGUGUGGAUGACGAUCCGCGGUUCUUUCUUCACCCGCGAGGAGUACCAGCACUUGCUCUAUGGUGCCCUUCGCCCCGAGGUCGAUAACACUGGCAAUGGCAAAAUUCUGACGCUGUCCCCUUCUAUCUUGAAGCCUGUUCCCCUGUGGACCGGAAAGGACGUGAUCACUGCGAUCUUGCACAACCUUACAAUCGGCCGGCCACCACUGAACAUGACUGCCGGCGCCCAGGUCAAAGCCCAGUACUUUGGCAAGGGUGGCGAGGAAGAAGCAGUUGUACAGAUCAUGGACGGUAUCUUGGUUACAGGUGUUCUCGACAAGGCUCAAUUUGGUGCCAAGUCGUACGGUCUUGUUCAUAGCUGCUACGAGAUCUAUGGGGGCGACAUUGCCGGAAAGCUGCUUAGUAUCUUGGGUCGUCUUUUCACCCGCUGGACCCAGCGCUGGGCCUUCACCUGUCGUAUGGAUGACUUGCGUCUGACGCCCGAGGGAGACAAGUGGCGCCGAGAUCUCCAGGGCGGCGCUAAGCAAAUCGGUACCAAGGCUGCGCUCAAGUAUGCCAAGAUGGAGUGCUCGAUCGAACAACUGAGUGCCAGUAAGAAGUUGCAGAAGGAGUUCAAGAAUAAGUUGGAGGUUGUGUUGCGCUCAGAUGAACAGCUGGCAGGGUUGGAUGCUACCAUGAAGUCGACUGUGAACGAGCUGACGACAUCGGUCCAAAAUGCCUGUAUCCCCAACGGAUUGUUGAAGAAGUUCCCCCAUAACAAUAUGCAGACCAUGACAGUGUCUGGUGCCAAGGGAUCAUACGUUAAUGUAACCCAAAUUUCCUGCGCUCUCGGUCAACAAGAGUUGGAAGGUCGCCGUGUGCCCAUUAUGGUCUCUGGAAAAUCAUUACCCUCAUUCGCUCCCUUCGACACGUCGGCUCGUGCAGGAGGCUAUAUUGCCGGUCGUUUCUUGACUGGCAUUCGUCCUCAGGAGUACUACUUCCAUUGCAUGGCCGGAAGAGAAGGUCUAAUCGAUACCGCCGUCAAGACUUCCCGUUCCGGAUACCUUCAGAGAUGUUUGAUCAAGCAUCUGGAAGGUCUCAAGGUUGGAUAUGACCAGACUGUCCGCGACUCUGACGGCUCUAUUUUGCAGUUCCAUUAUGGCGAGGACUCGCUUGAUGUUAUCAAGCAGGCUCACAUCAACCAGUUCAAGUUCAGUGCCGAGAACUCGCUGGCGCUCAUUGCCAAGUACAGACCCGCUCAAGUCCUGCCACUGUUAGACCAGGUCGAGGCCAUGGCGCACAACAAGAAGGUCGCACGCAAGCCUUACAAGUAUGAUCCUACUCUCAGUUUGUUUUCUCCCAGCUCCCAUGUCGGUGCUGUCAGUGAGGCCUUUGAGAGGAAGUUGACCGAUUAUGUGGAGAAGAACCCCGACGGUAUCAUCCAGAGCCCUGGCGACCCUGCCACCAAGAAGUCUGAGCGCUACAAGGGAUUGGACAAGAAGAAGUUUAAGGCCAUGAUGUACCUCCGAUACAUGAACUCGCUUGUUGAACCUGGUGAGGCCGUCGGGCUUCUGGCAGCCCAGGGUGUUGGAGAGCCCUCGACUCAGAUGACGCUGAACACGUUCCAUUUCGCCGGUUUCGGAGCCAAGAACGUCACGCUUGGUAUUCCACGUCUUCGUGAGAUUGUCAUGACGGCCUCGACCAAACUGAAGACGCCAACUAUGACCCUGAACAUCAAGCCCGGAGUCACUGAGAGUCAGCUACAGUCGUUCUGCCAAGAUACCUCGCGUUUGACACUCACACAGCUGAUCGAUAACGUGCAGGUGACCGAGCGCUUGAUCUCCAAGUCUGCUGCCACGAACCAGAAACGCCACAAGGUGUUUGCUAUCCGCUUGAACCUCUUCCGCGAGGAUGAAUACCAGGCCGAAUAUGGCGUCACCUCGGACGAUGUUGAGAGGGUGAUUGAGCUCCAGUUUAUCAAGAAGUUGGAGACGGCGAUCUUGCGCGACCUCCGCCGGGUGUACCGCAAGACUAAGGGCACGAGCGAGGACGAGAUUGGCAAGCCUAGCAAGGCCAAGGACGCAGCUGCCGCUAACGAGGAUCGUGAUGACGAAACUGAGAUUUCGCGCCGUGAUGCUGGUGGUGAUGAGAGCGAUGACGGUGAUGGCGACGCCACUUCAGAGAAGCUCUCCAAGAGGAGUAAACAGCAGGCGUCAUACGAAGAGCCAGACUCGGACGACGAGGACGUGAUCAAGUCGGCAGAUAAAGCAAUGAAGGAACUCGAUGGCGAGGACUCUGAUGUGGACUCUGAUUCGAGCGACGAUAGCGAGGAUGAGGUGGAGGACGAGGCUGACAAGCGCAGGCGUCUGGCGCGCGAGGCUAAGCAGGCGGAGAAGCGUGGUAAGGUGGCGGAGAGCAGCCGCAAGGAGCGUGAGGAGCGCAUCUGCUCCGCAAGCCCGUACGUCAAGAAGUACUCGUUCGAUAGCCAGCAGGGUUCGUGGUGUGAGAUCGAAAUGCAGUUCCCUGCAGACACCAAGAAGUUGCUGAUGGUCAACUUGGUUACCGCAGUGGCUCCUACAUGCAUUGUACACGAGAUCAAGGGCAUCGAGCGCGUGUUCAUGUCUGAGGACGAGAAGGGCACGCCCCAGAUUGCGACGGAGGGUGUGAACCUAAAGGGUAUCUGGGAGUACUCGGACUUGAUUGAUGUCAACUCGAUCUACUCGAACGAUAUUGGGGCCAUCUUGAGGACCUAUGGUGUCGAGGCAGCUCGCACGGCAAUCAUUCAGGAAAUCAGCGGUGUUUUUGGUGCAUACGGUAUUGAUGUCGACCGGCGCCACUUGACUCUGAUUGCAGACUACAUGACGUUUGAGAGUGGAUUCAAGCCGUUCAACCGCAUGGGUAUUGAGUCGUCGACUUCGCCGUUCUUGAAGAUGUCGUUCGAGCGUACGUGUCAUUUUCUGACACAGGCAACCCUCCACGGAGAUUACGACGGAUUGGACUCACCAUCGGCGCGUCUGGUGAUGGGCAAGGUCGUUGAGGGAGGCACAGGCGCCUUUGAUGUGAUGCAGCCCUUGGUUCCUGAGACGAUGAAUGUCUAA
Messenger RNA from Gamsiella multidivaricata, 5217 nucleotides. RefSeq lists its product as uncharacterized. Lineage: Eukaryota; Fungi; Mortierellomycota; Mortierellomycetes; Mortierellales; Mortierellaceae. The transcript has 6 exons. Bases 1 to 5217 code for a protein of 1738 amino acids. Gene Ontology annotation, cellular component: RNA polymerase I complex. Gene Ontology annotation, molecular function: DNA-directed RNA polymerase activity; DNA binding. Gene Ontology annotation, biological process: DNA-templated transcription. The record is from RefSeq and is a predicted model, not a curated record.